Varroa destructor (honeybee mite) is the source of this 4129-nucleotide messenger RNA. RefSeq lists its product as uncharacterized. Gene Ontology annotation, molecular function: RNA polymerase II cis-regulatory region sequence-specific DNA binding; DNA-binding transcription activator activity, RNA polymerase II-specific. Gene Ontology annotation, biological process: neuron differentiation; negative regulation of transcription by RNA polymerase II; positive regulation of transcription by RNA polymerase II. Gene Ontology annotation, cellular component: nucleus. The record is from RefSeq and is a predicted model, not a curated record. Lineage: Eukaryota; Metazoa; Arthropoda; Arachnida; Mesostigmata; Varroidae.
CAGUGCUGAUGUCGCUGUUCUGUAAAUGCCGAUGCUGAGAACGGGCGCGCAGAAACAGCCGGCUGAAGGCGGUCGCGUAUGCCACACACUCACACACACGCAUGCACGCAGAGACACAUACACACACAUACAGAUACACAUGCGCGCAGGGAGAGAAAGAAGGGGCCUUGCAGUGUGGAUUCGGUUUGCGAUCUGCUUCGCGACAGCAAUUCGCUCACUGAUGGCAUAGAUGAACGGACAGACGGUGUAGACGACGAGACGAAACAACGUGACAAAGGCACGGAUCUGUAGAAAGGCUGGCUAUACCAGUAAGGUGGGUGCUGUGUGGAGUUAAAAAAAACUGUGUUCGAUUAUUGACUAGCUCACUGGCCGUUGUUGCUUUUUCGGAAACUCACAAGGACUAGUGUUGGCUGUCAUCGCCGCAACAAUCGGACAGAUGUUAAGCGAAAAUCGUACGUAACGACGGUAGCGGCAACAACGGCCGACAGACCAGAGCAUAGUCGUUGACUGGCCGAGGUGGCCACACGGAAGGAAUGACUUUUGGAUGAAUUGUUACGCGCUGGAACUUGUUAAGCCGGGAAACGAUUGUGGAACAGGCAAAGGAGAUCAAAAUUAACUUGUUGAAACUUACGGUUAAGCAAACAUUUUCGAUCAAGCAAAUUUUAGUUGUUUCGAAAUCGACUUAGAGUAACAGACCGAAGUCUGUGAGCGAAGGGGAACGGCUCUAUACGAAGUGUGCACAUGUUUGUUAAUGGUGUAUGGUGUUUUUUUUUUCGCUCUUGUCGAUCUCUGACUCGUUGCGACGCCAGUGUUCUAGUGUGUAUCAACGUGUAUAUAUGUUUUGUAUCGGCAACGGGAAGGAACGUAUCUGUUUGACGUGCACGCUAGAAGAACAACCAGUCCAUUCUGUAGUUUGAAUGAAGCUUAGCGAACCGUGAGAUCGAGUAGCGCGUAGUGAACUCAAACUUUGUGCCGAGGAGGGCCAAUCGCAACAAACAGUACUGGUACUCUAGAGGAACAAGCUAGUUCAACGCUCUUGCACGUAUGUUCACGUGCACGAACGAAAAACACCAGUCCAAAGUACGAUACGAGCAAGCAAAUAACGAGUUUUUAAGGCUACGUAUCUCGUGACUAAAACAGCAGGUGCGGCAAUAGAAGUACCAAGGCGGACAUUAAUUGGUUAACACGAACGCAGGGUCAACACAAUCGUUUGCUACUUCGUCGUCGUCGUUAUUGUUGUUGUUACUAGAAGAAAAGGUCAAUAACAGGAUGACUUCGUUCACCACAACGACGGACGAGGGAGAACAUGUCAAACGGCCAAUGAACGCGUUCAUGGUCUGGUCACGAGGACAGCGGCGAAAAAUGGCACAGCAAAACCCAAAAAUGCACAAUUCCGAAAUCUCCAAACGGCUCGGGAGUGAGUGGCGUGCUUUAUCUGAAGCGGAAAAGCGGCCUUUUAUCGACGAGGCCAAGCGACUGCGGUCCAUUCACAUGGUUCAGCACCCGGAUUACAAAUACCGGCCUCGUCGACGGCCGAAGCCCAAUCAUCAGGGUGGCGGAAACGUCAACGGCCAGCAGCAGCAACAGCAGCAGCAGCAGCAGCAGCAGCAGCAGCCGCAGCAGCAACAGCAGCAGCAACAGGGAAGUCUGUCUGUACAAAACAAUGCGACUAAUUCGCAGGCCGUACCGAGCAGCGCUGCAGCAAAUAUGCCCCCGCUAUCGAGAUCUGCAGCAGCGGCAGGUGGUUUCAACGUAAAACAGAUUCACGGAUUAGGUGUCAACGGCUUAUCGUCCCAUCCAUUACUCAUGGAUAUGGGUUUAGCGAAAAGUGCGUUCGGAGCGUACCCCGUUGAUGCUGCAGCUGCUCAGCAGGCUGCCGCCAAUCAAGCCGUGACGCAAGCGGCAAACCACCAGGCUGCCCUCAUCGACACCUCAUCGAUCGGCAGCGAGACGGCGGUCAACUUAGCCACUUCACCGGGUAAAAGCAAGGGAGAAAUUCUCAGGCCGUGGUUGACUGCCGAUGACGCCGUGAAGAUACGCGUCAGUGCCGCGGCAGGCGCCGGUGUGGGGCAAACGAUGACUCCGCUUGAUUUUGCAAAAAUGCCCUUAAUGGUUCCGCCCUUUGGGGGCCUACCUCUUCGAGACGUGCCGCUUGGCUCGCUGCCGGGCGCACUAUCAAACGAAAUGCUUAUGCGAGGCUUCUCUUCCGCGUUACUGCCGAAUUCCGUGAACGUUAAAUUCGUCCAAGAGCCUCACUCACCUCGACCUCAAAGUCCUUCAUCGCUGCCACAAAGUCCGUCCAGCAGUCCGACGCAUGUGUCUUCACCGUGUAGCCCACCCUGUCCCACAUCACCCGCCCAGCCUUAUGCGUCCGAUGUAAACACGUUCACGGCCCUCUUGGGCGGAGCUUUCCAAUCUCAAAGCCUUUUCGCUGCAUACGCUGCCUCGCAGUACAUGCCGCAGGCAAGCGAUAAGCUGUAGGAAAUUGGCGCCGCGGUCACCGGAGCUCGGGAUCGCCGUCACCACCGAUGUCAUCUGUAAAUCUCCGCCAUAAUGAAGAACGGGCGGCUCGGCCUCCUGCUUUAAUUAUUCAUAUUGUGUUUAUUAUGGUAGCAAUCCAAACGAUGAUGAUGAUGAUGAUGGCUAUUAAUAUAAUUCUAAUGAUUAUCAAGACUACUACGACGGAAACGGAAUUACCUAUCAUCGACUUUUCACCAAUCACAGUACCCCCUUCCCCCGCCCCUGGGACACGGAUCGUCGCUCGACGCACCUUCCUCCUCUAGACAGACCUCGGAGAUCGCUGAUGUGCUCUGGGGGCCUUGGACUAGGCUGUGCUAACAGCAAACAAGAUAAGAUUGAAAACCACAAAAGCUCCGGAAGCUCUUUACCCUGUAGAUAGGACAAAGAAACAAAUAAAACGAAUAUAAGGAAGAGAAAAGCUCGAUGUUCAAUCAAGCGAUCGAUGGCAGACCAAUGAUGAGAAAGGCGAGAUAAACGAGUAGAUCGAAAGAUGGCAAACGCUGACUUUGUGCAAUGCUCGAGUGUGUUCAGUAGGAUUGUGUUUAACUGCUUCGACUGCAUACGAGAUAAUGUUAUUUGUAAAUAGCCAAAUAAUGAUGACAGUAAUACUAUAAACGCAAAAAAGAAAUAACAAACGACAAACGGAGAUGACGUGAUGGCAGCAGCAGCAAUUAUAAUGUGUUUCAAUAACCUGUGUGUAAUGUAAAAGAUGGCUCUGAUGCAUCUACCAUAAAAGUCAGCUGUGCGGGUUACACCAGGCGGGUCUGCGCAUAAUAGUCUCGCAUAAUGAAACAGCUGAUUCGAUCAGUGAUCAGACGUGGUCAGACGCGAGGUGGGAAAAAAUCUAACAGGAAAUUGAUGACACAGAAAUAUACACAUGUAUAUUUAAGUCAAACUAUAAUGGAGUAUUUUUUUCAUCUUAACUUUGUUAGGAAAUCAAAAGUGAACGUCGGCGCCUCCGGAAGAAUGCUAGAAAGAAAAAACCCUAAGAGGGGAAACUAAAAAUAAUUAAUGAUAUGUAAUCAACGUUUUCAUAUUUAACAAUUCGCCUUCUAAGGAAAAAAGAGGUACAGGUAUUUAAUAAAGCGCUUCUCGGAAAUCGGUGAACGCCUCUCUAUAGUCAGCUGAGAACUGGGGUGUUGAAAGUCGAGUCUGUGACAAACGUUUAUCGAAUACCCGUGACGGUUAUGUCGAAUUUGCAAUCGAUCUCUAUAGAACAGCGAUCACUGGCCGACGAACCCACGAAAAUGAUAAUAGCUUUCUGAGAACGGCUUCGGCCUUCGCAAAACGUAUACGGUCGGCCACGUCUUCAAAUCAAUGCAAUCGAUUAUGCAUUAAACAUAACCUAAUUAGCGGAACGGCGCAAAGGAACUGAUAUUUACUCUCAUAGUCCUCAGGCUAUCGUACUCACUAGAGGCCUUAACCUUGAACACCUUCUAGCUGGCUCUAUGCACUGAAAUUUAAUAGUGACGCUGCGAAGGACCACGGCCACCUUCAAUCAUAGUAUCGAUAUCAUCAGUGAAACAGUUAAAUGAUCAGACCCGAUUGAAAGAAUAAAGCUGCUUCAAAUAUACGAGGAAAAUAUACACUGAAUUUCUUGUCUUUAUUA